CUCCUUCACAGGUUAGCUCUGGCUUUGUUCGGGAAAAUGGCGUUCUCUCUCUCUCUACCAUCAUCUUCUCAUCAUUCUCUUCGCCAUGGCCGAGACUGUAAGCUAAGCUUGGCUCAGGGUUUCACCCAGAGGCUUGAUUUGGGGAAGAACAGAAAUGGAAGACUAGGGUUCUUCAAGAUUUGGUGCAGGUCAUCCGUGGUUCAACAGUUUUCAUCACCCGAAAAUACGACUUCGCUCGUGAAAGAGCCUCAUAAGUACUUUGAUCAAGUGAUCAUCACUGUUCGUGCCGGCGAUGGUGGUCAUGGUGCAGUCCUGACCAUGCCUAACCAAAGACCAGACAAGUCACAGGGGAAAUCCCGAAAGGACAAGACCAAGCGAAGAAAUCCGUCUUACAAGAGAGAUUAUGAUGGGUCGGUUAUACUUCCAGUGGGCGGUCAUGGAGGGGAUGUGGUGAUAUAUGCAGAUGAGGAGAAAGAUUCUUUGUUGGAACUUCAUAAUCAGAAAAGGUACAGCGCCAAACGGGGCGGGAAUGUCGAUUCCUUGGGUGGCUUAACCUGGCAACUUCGUGAUGGAAUAGGAGCUCCUACCUUGCGAAUUCCAGUCCCUGUAGGAACCGUCGUGAAACUUAAGCGGGGGAAGUUGCUGGCCGAUCUUUCACAUCCCGGGGACGAGGUUCUUGCUGCAAGGGGCGGUCAGGGAGGAAUUAGCUUGUUAGAAGUGCCGGAGAAGACAAGGAAGCGGGUAAUGUCUUUAACAACAAAUGUAAUGAGAGAUGAUAGUGACAAGGUUCUAGUUCAUGGGCAACAAGGGGAAGAGGUUAGCUUGGAACUGAUACUACGAAUUGUAGCAGAUGUCGGUCUUGUGGGUCUUCCAAAUGCCGGAAAGUCUACCCUUUUAGCAGCUAUAACACGGGCAAAACCCGAUAUAGCCGAUUAUCCAUUCACCACCCUGAUACCGAACCUUGGCCGCCUAGAGGGUGAUCCUUUGUUAGGUCCAUAUGAGUUUUCGUCUGAAGCAACUGUGGCUGAUUUGCCUGGCCUUAUAGAAGGUGCUCACCUUGGGAAGGGACUUGGACGCAACUUUUUGAGGCAUCUAAGACGGACCCGACUCUUAGUCCAUGUGGUCGAUGCUGCUGCAGAGAAUCCAGUUGAUGAUUACUUAACUGUCAGAGAAGAGCUGAGGAUGUACAAUCCAGAUUACGUUACACGCCCUUUCAUCGUGGUUCUUAACAAGAUUGAUCUUCCUCAGGCAAGAGAGAGGCUUCCACACAUUACCGAAGAGAUUCUCGGAACCGAAACCGAUAAGUUUCAUUCUAAACUACGAAAUCGCUCCGAAAACGACGGUCUCGACAAAGACGAAGAAGAUGCAUCAUAUCGGGAAACUAUAGGAGAAGAGCUCAAUGGCAAUUCUCGACCUCUCGCCGUUAUGGGGGUCAGCGUAUUGAGAGGUAUUAACAUAGACGAGAUGUUGAAAGAAAUAAGGGCAGCUUUGAGGAAUCUGAGAGAAUCAUAGUCUUAUGGUUUCCAGUAUCGGUUACGCAGCCAAAGAGAAUCGGCUUCUACAGAAUACCCAUCUUGGUUCCGAUGCCAGCUAAAGCGGGCAUGAGUCCUGUUCUUUACUUCCAGUAUCCCGUGCCCAAAGCUAGCUUCUCGGUAGGCCGAAUAGCUUGGUUGCGGCUGUGUCAUCCUGCUCAAACCACCAACAAACGGGGUCACGAAAAAAAAAAA
Messenger RNA from Tarenaya hassleriana, 1727 nucleotides. RefSeq names its product probable GTP-binding protein OBGC2. The transcript is spliced from 11 exons. Lineage: Eukaryota; Viridiplantae; Streptophyta; Magnoliopsida; Brassicales; Cleomaceae. Gene Ontology annotation, molecular function: GTP binding; GTPase activity. The coding region runs from base 37 to 1512 and encodes 491 amino acids. Gene Ontology annotation, cellular component: mitochondrion. The record is from RefSeq and is a predicted model, not a curated record.